Pan troglodytes (chimpanzee) is the source of this 480-nucleotide messenger RNA. Its product is annotated as interleukin-9 receptor-like. The transcript is spliced from 4 exons. Lineage: Eukaryota; Metazoa; Chordata; Mammalia; Primates; Hominidae. Gene Ontology annotation, molecular function: interleukin-9 receptor activity; interleukin-9 binding. Gene Ontology annotation, biological process: cytokine-mediated signaling pathway; immunoglobulin mediated immune response. Bases 1 to 480 code for a protein of 159 amino acids. The record is from RefSeq and is a predicted model, not a curated record. Gene Ontology annotation, cellular component: external side of plasma membrane.
AUGAGCACCUGGUUCCUGGCCUGCACCUGCGUCUGCACCUGUGUCUGCUCGGGAGUCUCUGUCUCGGGGGAUGGACGAGGGCCAAACUUCACCUGCCUCACCAACAACAAUCUCAGGAUCGAUUGCCACUGGUCUGCCCCAGAGCUGGGCCAGGGCUCCAGCCCCAGGCUCCUCUUCAUUAGCAAGCAGGCUCCUGGUGGCACACAUAAGUGCAUCUUGUGGGGCAGUGAGUGCACUGUCGUGCUUCCACCCAAGGCGGUGCUCCUGCCGUCUGACAAUUUCAUCAUCACUUUCCACCACUGCACGUCUGGGAGGGAGCAGGUCAGCCUGGUGGAGCUGCAGUACCUGCCCUGGAGACACGUGAAGCUGGACCCGCUCUCUGACUUGCAGAGCAUCCUGACCUGGAGCAUCAGUCCUGCCUUGGAGCUGAUGACCACACUUCUCAGCUAUGAGCUGGGCUUCAAGAGGCAGGAGAGGUAA